UGAAACUGAGCGGCAUGCUGUCCUCCACAGAUUACCGUAAAUCACGGGUUAGACGCGCACCGUGUGCGUUUUUUAAGUGGUUGUUGCGGGAUCGCGGUUCUUUACGACAGUAAACCUGUACUUUAGCACCUCAGCGAGUAUGAACCUGUUAGCUAGGUUAGCUUCUGCUAUUGUCUGUGAAUCUAUAACCACGCCUGGUAAACAGCGAGCGACUGGUCGGGUAGGGUUAUAAACAGCUGAAGCAGACAGGGAGCUCCUCGCUAACAGAUGAACCCGACAGCUCCUCUUCAGCAGAGGGGUUAAAUAUCCUGCAGUUAAAUCCGCGCCGUGUCCCGACCUCUGUCCACACGGCACCAUAUCCUUUAACAGGUCUGGAGAUAUGGUGUCACUGCUGCUGAUCUCACUCCCUCUGCUCCCUGUGGUCUUCGUGGCUACCACACUUUGCCACUCACGACUGCUGGCUAUUUGUCAUCGUGUGUGCACAAGGUUGCAGAAGCUCUUUCAUGGGAAGGUGUGUGUGAAGAACACACAUGCAUAUGUCUUUUCUAAUUGCACCCACGGUCAGGCUGCCAGUGUGCUGGAGACAUUCAACCUGUACGCAAGAACUCAUGCAUCAGUCAGCAUCGGACCUGAAAAAGGCGAGUUUUUGGAUGAGAUAGUGAGGCGUGAGGCUCCUCUAAGGGUUCUGGAGUUGGGAAUGCACUGCGGCUACACCUCAGUCAGGAUCUUGCGUCUACUACCCCCCUCUGGUAAACUGCUGACUGUGGAACUGGACCCCAUCACUGCUGAGAAAGGAGAGGAGAUCAUCCUGGUUUCAGGGUUCAAAACUCCACAGUUCCAGGUCCAGACCUGCUCUUCAGCUGAAGCCAUCGCCAGCUUACCGUCUCAACUAGGUGAGAGCUGCUUAGACCUGGUUAUGAUGGACCAUGACCCUGAGCAGUAUCUGCCAGACCUGCUGGCCCUGCAGAGAGGGAAGCUCCUGUCUGCUCGCUGCGUUCUCCUGCUCAACAGGACUCAGGAACCUGGAGCUCAGGCCUUACUGAAGUAUGUCAGUGCUAGGCCUCAGCAGUACAACAUAGAGCAGCAGUUUCUAGACAUGGUAGAGAUCCACUGCUGUGUGACCAUACAUCCCCAGGGGGAAAAGAGCUAAUGCUACAGGGAGUAAAGGUAAUUAUUUAUGUAGGGCUGUUUUUUUUAUUGUUUUUAGUAUUUUUUAUAAUACUUAUUUAUCAUUUGUUUAUACUGUAUAGUUUGCUUUUUAAACUGGCAUGACAAAUUUUAUGGGAUAGCAGUGUGUAAAUUAAUCAUGAAGAGUUACAACAGGGGAUGUCUUGGUAAUGCACAUGCCUUGAGUUUGAGUUGUGAGCAAGUGUUAAACACUGGCCAGCAAGCUCAUGAGCGUGAGCAAGGCGACGUGAAUUAUUGGAACAAGGCCUGAAAGUGAGUGCCAGAUGGAUAGAACAUUUAAUUUCCAAAGUGGUGUCAGCAUUCAACAUUCCUUGAUCUACAGUGUCCUGUGUGCACUGGAAAAAACAUCAUAGACUGUAUCAUAGCCCACAGUGGACAGAUUUAGCGGGCAGUAAUGAUUGUGACUGGUGCUGUCUGACUAGAGCUGUCAGUGUGAACAGACAAGCGUUUGCAUCAGAAAUCACAUCCGCAUUCACUGCAGGAGACUCCACGUGCAUAUUCAACGGGUCACUGCAGCAUUCUAUAGCUUUCCUCGUACAUGGGAAAAGUCAUGGAACACAAAUGUUGCGUGUCAGUGUAUGUGGGAGUAUUAAAAAUGAAUGGGCCAUCGUAAACGGCUUAGAAUAAUUUUUUUUUGUUCAAA
This is a messenger RNA of Astyanax mexicanus (Mexican tetra), 1831 nucleotides long. Its product is annotated as catechol O-methyltransferase. Bases 380 to 1150 code for a protein of 256 amino acids. Gene Ontology annotation, biological process: catecholamine catabolic process; dopamine metabolic process; developmental process. The record is from RefSeq and is a predicted model, not a curated record. The transcript has 4 exons. Lineage: Eukaryota; Metazoa; Chordata; Actinopteri; Characiformes; Acestrorhamphidae. Gene Ontology annotation, molecular function: catechol O-methyltransferase activity.